UACGGCAGGGCCCAGAGAGCGGUUCAGUUUCUGCUUAAGUGGCUCACGUUCUUGAACCAAAUAAUGGAUUAAUUGUGGAUUUCAUAUAGAUAAUAAAGAAUUAUCAGUUUAAAAACAAAAAGGAUACUGACUAAAAAACAAGCCAUGGGAAAUACACAGACGCGUCCAUUGGAGAAUCGUGGUUCUGCUUCUCGAAGAAGUAGCAUUCUGUGGAACUUCAGAUAUCCAACAAGUAGUGUUCGAAAUCGAGAGGAUUUAUCCGUGAUGGUCCACAACUCCCGGAUGAGCAUUACCGACUGGCUGGAUCUUCUAGAACUGCAGCAGUACGAAGGCAACCUGCAGGAGUUCAGCAACGUGGACGAUGUAGUAGACAUCACCGACAAGGAGCUAAAACGGUGUGGGGUACGUCCUGCCCAUCGCCAGAAGAUGUUCAAUAGUCUUCUGGGUGUGCGAGCUAAACGUCGACAGUCCAUGAAUAUAGAAGCCUUAUCACAUUCAGGCGGUCUGGAUUCAGGAGCAAGGGGAGUACCAAUGCGCAAAAAUUCCUGUCCCAUGGUUUAUCUUGGAGACAAGUCACUCGAAAUGACUAAAAAUAAUGAUAACCGAUGCAGUGUUAUUACUACAAAAAGCGGAAAAGUUCUUAAGCAACUCCAGUUCGAGGAGCAUUCUCCCAUCUACGAGGAACUGAGACCGCGCUCGAAGUGCAACAGCCCGCAUUGGACGACUGGCGACUCCGAGAUGGACAACCAGGACAGCAGCACUGCCUCCACUCCGCAACCGAAUGGCCAACCCAAUCCCGGCGAUCAACAGGAGGCCUUGGCCCUGAAGAAGGCCCUGGAGUGGGAGCUGAGUCUGGAUGCUAGGGAGUUACGAUCUCAUGCCUGGUACCACGGAGCCCUGCCACGGCAGAGGGCCGAGGAGAUUGUGCAACGCGAAGGUGACUUCCUGGUCCGCGACUGUGCCUCCCAGCCGGACAACUAUGUUCUGAGCUGUCGCAGCAAGGCAGCUGUUCUGCAUUUUGUGCUCAACAAGUUGGUCCUUCAACCGGAAACUGUUUAUGAACGCAUCCAGUAUCAGUUUGAGGAGGAUGCCUUCGACACGGUACCGGAUCUGAUCACCUUCUACGUGGGAUCGGGAAAACCCAUCUCUGUCGCCUCAGGAGCACUCAUACAGUAUCCAUGCAACCGGACCUAUCCUCUCUCCUUCUAUGGCCACAAGAUCGUCGGGAAUCAGCUGCACACCCAGAUGCUGGCGGGUCUACGCGGACUGAGCCCUCUCAGCUCGCCCAUGGGCAACGGAGCAGGACUGCCGAACAGCGUUCCAGGAGUGUUCAACUUCGAGAGCCCACAACAGCAGCCACUAGGCGGAAAUCCCCAAAGCUCCCCUCCUCGGGUGCGUCGUGAAGUUCCACCGCCUCCGCGGCUGCCAGGAAAGAAACAGCAGCGCUCCCAGAGCCUGACACCAGCCCAGGCCAUGGUGGUGAGCAACAUAAACAAAAUGCAAGAGCAGCAACAGCUCCUGGCCAACGCCAAUGGCAAUGGAAUGGCGCGCUUCCAGACGAUUGCCAGGUGCAAUCCCACUAGUGAGCUGCACCUGGAGAGCAAGUUCUCCACCCACUCGCUUCCAAGAACCAGCACUUCCGCUGCCCAUGAACUGCGCCAGCAAGCUGCGGCCCGAAUUUCGAGUCUGGCCAGGAACUGUAGCCUAGACUUGACGGAGGACACUGGACCGCCGAGCCCGCCUCCCAAGCCACGCAAGGAGGCGGUGGCCGCCGUUCUGGCCUACCAGGCCAGUGGCUCGGACUCGGGGAACGGCUCUGGAGACUCUGCCCUUGGAGAUGCCAGCGAGGUAAGCAUCCAACGAGGUGUUGUCAUCAAGAAUCCCCGGUUUAUGAGCAGCUCAGCCUCCAAUGGAACAUUGAAAAGCUUCACGGACUUUGAUGCUCUAGCCUCUGAGGAACAGCUUUUCGCUAUGGCCAUUGAGGAGAUUAAACCAACCAGCAAGUUUGAUUUUGAAAACUUCAGCACUCUCUUACUGCCAUCCGUGGAGAACAAACCUCUAGACGGUGAUGCCCUAAACACCUUCAAGAUGAUGCUUUUGGAAACAGGUCCAAAGCUGCUGGCGGAGCACAUAACCCGCAUAGACGUUGGCCUCUUAUUGGAUGAGCCACCCAACGAGGACGACUACUAUCUAAGUUGCUCGGGACUGGAACUACUGACUUUGCCCCAUGGAAAAAUCAUUCGGGAGGACAUUAUCGAAAGGACACAGUGCAUAAAGCUUAUGGUGGCUGUGACCAUACUCACCUGUCAAACGGAUCUCGAUCGCGCGGAGCUACUCAGCAAGUGGAUCCAAGUUGCGGUGGAAACCAAGACUGCCUUGGGAAAUCUGUUUGGAUUCUGUGCCAUCAUGUUGGGGCUGUGCAUGCAACAGAUCCAAAAACUAGAUCAGGCCUGGCAUAUCCUGCGGCAACAGUAUACGGACAGCGCAUUCACCUUCGAGGCCAAGCUGCGUCCCACAUUGAGCAGUAUGAACGAAGCCUCCAAUCCCCAGGCUCCGAAUACAACCGUUCCCCAUGUCCUACUCUACUCCCUGCUGAUCGAUCGUCCUGUUUUGGACAUCCUAAAUUACACGAACAUCGACGAUCGUCCCACCUUGUAUCACACCUGCAUUGCUCCCUGGGAGUCCAAGGCCGAUGACUUCGGAAUGACCAUCAAUUACCAGCACUUGGAUGCGUCACGCGGCUUCCUAAAGAACUUGGAUCUAUAUCGAAAGAAUGCCAAAAUCAUUCUCGAAGAUGCCAGCACCCGGAUGGAUGAGCUACUGUCAGACGCUUUUCGAACUGAGUUCCACGUUAAAUUCCUUUGGGGCAGCUCCGGGAUCACUGCCAAGGCCGUCGAUCGUCACAGCAAGCUGGAGAAGGUGCUAAGCCUCAUGGCUGACAAGUUCAGCAUGAUGGCCGAAAGUAAUAGGCAAUAAUCUCUAAUCUCUGACCCGUCAAUAACCUCUUUCUGUAACCAAUGAGUUAUGAGAAUCAAUCACUUUUCUCCCAAGUCCAUGUUUCUAUAUAACCAUCUCCGAUUGCCGAUUAACCCUCCGCCAAUUUAAAAUUCUUGCUGUCUCUACCUCAGCCUGAGUAUUUAAUAAUUAAGCAGAUACACAGAAGCACUUUAUGUUACA
This is a messenger RNA of Drosophila ananassae, 3177 nucleotides long. RefSeq names its product breast cancer anti-estrogen resistance protein 3 homolog. Bases 145 to 2976 code for a protein of 943 amino acids. Gene Ontology annotation, molecular function: guanyl-nucleotide exchange factor activity; phosphotyrosine residue binding. Gene Ontology annotation, biological process: small GTPase-mediated signal transduction; positive regulation of peptidyl-serine phosphorylation. The record is from RefSeq and is a predicted model, not a curated record. The transcript is spliced from 9 exons. NCBI's taxonomy places the organism in Eukaryota, Metazoa, Arthropoda, Insecta, Diptera, Drosophilidae.